AGUUUAAUUAAUGAACAUAAAAAUCUGCUUGAACUAAAUCCUCUGAAACACUUGAAGUAUUGAAGUUUCAUUUCAUCGCAAUAGAUGGUUUGAAAAUGGAGCAGGAGAUCGGGCCAGCUGUGUCGGUGUCAGAGACGAACAUAACCGAUUCCAUUGUGCAAGACUUGAGCGUGAAUAACGCUGCAGAAGUCUCUAUGACAGCAGAAUGUUCGGAAAUCGCAAAUGUAGACGAAGCAUCUGUGAUAGCAGAACAGGCGACUGUGACAGCUAGAGAUGCCGUCAUUUCUGCGGAUCAAUGCCACAUCGAAACCAACAUAACUGGUUCCACAGUGCAUGACUUGGACAUCGAAACUGCUGAAAAUGUCUCUGUGGUCGCAGAGGUAGCAAACAUAGCAGCGAGUAACGAGACGAGUAUACAGGCAGAGGAGGUUUCUGUUUCCACUGAGCAAGCAAACGUUACAGCAGCGGAGGCAAUUAUCUCCGCAAAUGUACUUCAACAAACCAACAUUAAUGAAACCAACAUAACUGGUUCUACAGUGCAAGACUUGAACAUCAAAACUGCUGAAAAUGUCUCUUUGGUCGCAGAGGUAGCAAACAUAUCAACGAGUAACGAGACAAGUGUGCGAUCUCAGGAGGUUUCUGUUUCCACUGAGCAAGCAAACGUUACGGCAGCGGAGGCAAUUAUCUCCGCAAAUGUACUUCAACAAACCAACAUUAAUGAAACCAACAUAACUGGUUCUACAGUGCAAGACUUGGACAUCGAAACUGCUGAAAAUGUUUCUUUGGUCGCAGAGGUAGCAAACAUAUCAGCGAGUAACGAGACAAGUGUGCGAGCUGAGGAGGUUUCUGUUUCCACUGAGCAAGCAAACGUUACGGCAGCGGAGGCAAUUAUCUCUGCAAAUGUAAUUCAACAAACCAACAUUAAUGAAACCAACAUAACUGGUUCUACAGUGCAAGACUUGGACAUCGAAACUGCUGAAAAUGUCUCUUUGGUCGCAGAGGUAGCAAACGUAGCAGCGAGUAACGAGACAAGUGUGCAAGCUGAGGAGGUUUCUGUUUCCACUGAACAAGCAAACGUUACGGCAGCGGAGGCAGUUAUCUCUGCAAAUGUACUGCAACAAACCAACAUUAAUGAAACCAACAUAACUAAUUCUGCAGUGCAAGACUUGGACAUCGAAACUGCUGAAAAUGUCUCUUUGGUCGCAGAGGUAGCAAACAUAGCAGCGAGUAACGAGACAAGUGUGCGAGCUGAGGAGGUUUCUGUUUCCACUGAGCAAGCAAACGUUACGGCAGCGGAGGCAAUAAUCUCCGCAAAUGUACUUCAACAAACCAACAUUAAUGAAACCAACAUAACUGGUUCUACAGUGCAAGACUUGGACAUAGAAACUGCUGAAAAUGUCUCUUUGGUCGCAGAGGUAGCAAACAUAUCAGCGAGUAACGAGACAAGUGUGCAAGCUGAGGAGGUUUCUGUUUCCACUGAGCAAGCAAACGUUACGGCAGGGGAGGCAAUUAUCUCUGCAAAUGUACUUCAACAAACCAACAUUAAUGAAACCAACAUAACUGGUUCUACAGUGCAAGACUUGGACAUCGAAACUGCUGAAAAUGUCUCUUUGGUCGCAGAGGUAGCAAACAUAUCAACGAGUAACGAGACAAGUGUGCAAGCUGAGGAGGUUUCUUUUUCCACUGAACAAGCAAACGUUACGGCAGGGGAGGCAAUUAUCUCUGCAAAUGUACUUCAACAAACCAACAUUAAUGAAACCAACAUAACUGGUUCUACAGUGCAAGACUUGGACAUCGAAACUGCUGAAAAUGUCUCUGUGGUCGCAGAGGUAGCAAACAUAGCAGCGAGUAACGAGACAAGUAUACAGGCUGAGGAGGUUUCUGUUUCCACUGAACAAGCAAACGUUACGGCAGGGGAGGCAAUUAUCUCUGCAAAUGUACUUCAACAAACCAACAUUAAUGAAACCAGCAUUACCGGGGCUGCUGUUCAAGAUAUGAGCAUAGAAAGUGCGAAAGAUGUUUCGGUGAUCUCUGAAUAUACAGAAAUAGCGUCGCAAAAGGCAACUGUUCAAACAGUAGAGGCAACUCUCUCUGCAGCAGAAACUCAUAUUUCUGCAGAGACUUUGCAACAAACCAACAUAACAGAAACCAGCAUUACCGGAGCUGCUGUUCAAGAUAUGAGCAUAGAAAGUGCGAAAGAUGUUUCGGUGAUCUCUGAACAUACAGAAAUAGCGUCGCAAAAGACAACUGUCCAAACAGUAGAAGCAAAUGUUUCGGCAACCGAAGCUCACAUCUCGGCAGAGACUUUGCAACAAACCAACAUAACUGAAACCAGCAUUACCGGGGCUGCUGUUCAAGAUAUGAGCAUAGAAAGUGCAAAAGAUGUUUCGGUGAUCUCUGAGCAUACAGAAAUAGCGUCGCAAAAGGCAACUGUUCAAACAGUAGAGGCAACUCUCUCUGCAGCAGAAGCUCAUAUUUCUGCAGAGACUUUGCAACAAACCAACAUAACAGAAACCAGCAUUACCGGGGCUGCUGUUCAAGAUAUGAGCAUAGAAAGUGCAAUAGAUGUUUCGGUGAUCUCUGAACAUACAGAAAUAGCGUCGCAGAAGGCAACUGUUCAAACAGUAGAGGCAACUUUAUCUGCAGCAGAAGCUCAUAUUUCUGCAGAGACUUUGCAACAAACCAACAUAACAGAAACCAGCAUUACCGGAGCUGCUGUUCAAGAUAUGAGCAUAGAAAGUGCGAAAGAUGUUUCGGUGAUCUCUGAACAUACAGAAAUAGCGUCGCAAAAGACAACUGUCCAAACAGUAGAAGCAAAUGUUUCGGCAACCGAAGCUCACAUCUCGGCAGAGACUUUGCAACAAACCAACAUAACUGAAACCAGCAUUACCGGGGCUGCCGUUCAAGAUAUGAGCAUAAAAAGUGCAAAAGAUGUUUCGGUGAUCUCUGAGCAUACAGAAAUAGCGUCGCAAAAAGCAACUGUUCAAACAGUAGAGGCAACUCUCUCUGCAGCAGAAACUCAUAUUUCUGCAGAGACUUUGCAACAAACCAACAUAACAGAAACCAGCAUUACCGGAGCUGCUGUUCAAGAUAUGAGCAUAGAAAGUGCGAAAGAUGUUUCGGUGAUCUCUGAACAUACAGAAAUAGCGUCGCAAAAGACAACUGUCCAAACAGUAGAAGCAAAUGUUUCGGCAACCGAAGCUCACAUCUCGGCAGAGACUUUGCAACAAACCAACAUAACUGAAACCAGCAUUACCGGGGCUGCUGUUCAAGAUAUGAAAAUAGAAAGUGCAAAAGAUGUUUCGGUGAUCUCUGAGCAUACAGAAAUAGCGUCGCAAAAGGCAACUGUUCAAACAGUUGAGGCAACUCUCUCUGCAGCAGAAGCUCAUAUUUCUGCAGAGACUUUGCAACAAACCAACAUAACAGAAACCAGCAUUACCGGGGCUGCUGUUCAAGAUAUGAGCAUAGAAAGUGCAAAAGAUGUUUCGGUGAUCUCUGAGCAUACAGAAAUAGCGUCGCAAAAGGCAACUGUUCAAACAGUAGAGGCAACUCUCUCUGCAGCAGAAGCUCAUAUUUCUGCAGAGACUUUGCAACAAACCAACAUAACAGAAACCAGCAUUACCGGGGCUGCUGUUCAAGAUAUGAGCAUAGAAAGUGCAAUAGAUGUUUCGGUGAUCUCUGAACAUACAGAAAUAGCGUCGCAAAAGGCAACUGUUCAAACAGUAGAGGCAACUCUCUCUGCAGCAGAAGCUCAUAUUUCUGCAGAGACUUUACAACAAACCAACAUAACUGAAACCAGCAUUACCGGGGCUGCUGUUCAAGAUAUGAGCAUAGAAAGUGCUAAAGAUAUUUCGGUAAUCUCUGAACAUACAGAAAUAGCGUCGCAAAAGGCAACUGUUCAAACAGUGGAGGCAAAUGUGUCGGCAACCGAAGCUCACAUCUCGGCAGAGACUUUGCAACAAACCAACAUAACUGAAACCAGCAUUACCGGAGCUGCUGUUCAAUAUAUAAGCAUAGAAAGUGCGAAAGAUGUUUCGGUGAUCUCUGAACAUACAGAAAUAGCGUCGCAAAAGGCAACUGUCCGAACAGUCGAGGCAACUCUCUCUGCAGCAGAAGCUCAUAUUUCUGCAGAGACUUUGCAACAAACCAACAUAACAGAAGCCAGCAUUACCGGGGCUGCUGUUCAAGAUAUGAGCAUAGAAAGUGCGAGAGAUGUUUCGGUGAUCUCUGAACAUACAGAAAUAGCGUUGCAAAAGGCAACUGUUCAAACAGUAGAGGCAACUCUCUCUGCAGCAGACGCUCAUAUCUCUGCAGAGACUUUGCAACAAACCAACAUAACUGAAACCAACAUUGCCGAUGCUGUUGUUGGGGAUAUGAAGGCAGAAAACAUUCAUGUCGAAAAUAUAGUUGUGCAAUACGUUCUAUCCGGACAAGCUGAGGCAUUAGCCGGCUCCUUAGCGCCAUCAACAUUGGGUUGGAUCCGUCAGGCACAGCAGACCCCAGUUCGGUCAAUGGCAGCAGCAGAUGAUGCCGGGCAGGCAGUAACCGUUCGGGAGGAUAAAAAGAUUUCAGGACAAGCUGAGGCAUCAGCCGGCUCCUUAGCGCCAUCAACAUCGAGAUGGAUUGGUCAGGCACAGCAGACCCCAGUUCGGUCAAAGGCAGCAGCAGAUGGUGCCGGGCAGGCAGUCACCGUUCGGGAGGAUAAAAAGAUUUCAGGUUCAGGAAAAUCAUCUUCUAAAAACUUCUUCCAAAAACUUAAAGAUAAGAAAGCAAAAGAAGAAAUACUGAGAGGUAGCUUGAACGAACAACUGAAGGAAACAAACGAUUCAACCGCUUUGAUGGAAUUGUUCGGAGCUUUGUACGAGUCGAAUGACGAUGAAUUGAUUCGAUCCCACGUUCGUGAUAUCGAUUUCAAGGAAGCAACAAUCAAUCCCAGUGGAAUGCUGGCAAUAUCGUCAGUUAUGCGUCGAAGUGGAAAUCUAAAUCUUCUGCGUUUCUCCGAAUGCAAUCUCACCACAGAGCUAUUUGAUAUCAUGAUGUCGAAUCUGAAGGAUUCCCAGCUCAAGGUCAAGAAGUUUGUCCUGGGCAACGAACUCAAUGCUGAAUUAUUUGCUUCUGUUACAAAAUUCACGGAAUCUUACGUUGAUGAAGUGGUGUUGGAAAGGAACGUAGGAAAGGAUGAAGUUGGAAUCAUCAGUAGAAGCGUUAUUUCUAAGAAAGUGUUUAUCAGCAAGAUAGAUCUGUGGGAUAUCAAGAUGUCAGAACAACUCAGCAUUGAAACUGGAAUCGUUUGUUCCAAGUACAAUGUUGAAUGUCUGCAUCUGAUCGAUGCUAACUUGAGAGAGAUUCAUCUUCGUAAUUUCUUGAAACAUGUUGGGAAUGGUAAAUUGAAGGAACUCGAUGUCAGCCGCAAUAGAAAUCUUGGUGUUGGAGGGAUGGGAGUCACAGGUAUUAUUGUGUCACAAUGGGAAGUAGAGAAGGUUGUGAUGCAGGGAUGCAAUCUGACAGCGGAAGCAAUGAAAGCAUUCAAAGAAAAUGUUCGGGAUGCAAAGUUGAAGAAACUCGAUGUCAGCUACAAUGGAAAUCUUGGUGUUGAGGGAUUGGCAGUCACAGGUAUUAUUGUGUCACAAUGUGGAGUAGAGAAGGUUGGAAUGGAGGCAUGCAAUCUGACAGCGGAAGAAAUGAAAGCAUUCAAGGAAAAUGUUCGGGAUGCAAAGUUCAAUUGGUUGGAUCUGAGUCUCAACAAAGUCAGCGAACUAGGAGACGAAGGAUUAUCUACAAUCAGUGAAAUUGUUCAUCAAUGUCAGGUUCAAACAUUGAAGAUGGAAUACUGCCGCUUCAACGAUGAUCAGUUGGGAAGAUUCGAAGCAUUGAUCGCUGAUACCGGGGUUGAUUCCAAAGGCUUCUAA
This is a messenger RNA of Styela clava, 5909 nucleotides long. Lineage: Eukaryota; Metazoa; Chordata; Ascidiacea; Stolidobranchia; Styelidae. The record is from RefSeq and is a predicted model, not a curated record.